AUGGCCGACGACAAACACAAAAAGACGCUUGAUGAGUCCGACCUCUCGUCAGAUGAAUCUGACUGGGAAGAUGCCGAGCCCGAAGAGGAGGAGGCUGUGGAUAUCAUCUCUCUCCUCGACGACACCGUGUUCCCCAAUCUCGAUGCUAUGCUGCAGCACUGUCGCGACAAGCACAACUUUGAUUUCCUUGCUGUCCGAAGCCGUCUUGACCUUGACUUCUUCGGCACUGUCAGGCUCGUCAACUUCAGUUUGUCCACCCCGUCUCAAUCCACCAUAAACACUACCUACGAUAUUAACACCCUACAACAGUCCGUCAAAGCAUUCAUGAUGGUGCAGCCCGUCAUCGAUGAUGAUGCCCUGAUCAUGGCUCUUGCCGAUCUGAAUCUCGACGCCGAAGCUCCGGGGGGUGCACAAGAAUCCAAGGCUGCUUCGAGCCGCGAAGCCGAACUUGAGGAGGAGUUACAAAAGCUCAAGGCUCAGUAUGCUAGCUACCGCCAAGCCGUCGAGCAAACUUUGGAUCAACGUUGGGGAGAUGACGUCCCAAGCACUUCCACUCGCCGUGAUCGCUCAGUUGAUAAGGAAGCUCGGAAGGAUGAGUCUCAGUACUACUGGGAGUCAUAUGCCGGCAACGACAUUCACGAGACUAUGCUCAAGGAUACCAUCAGGACGGAUGCCUAUCGGGAUUUCGUCUACAACAACAAGCACCUGUUCAAAGACAAGGUUAUUCUCGACAUCGGCUGCGGAACGGGCAUACUGAGCAUGUUCUGUGCUAAGGCCGGUGCAGCCAAAGUGUUUGCCGUAGACAAGUCCGACAUCAUUGACAAGGCUCGAGAGAAUGUGUACCACAAUGAACUCGGCGACCAAAUCACUCUCAUUCGUGGCAGAAUCGAGGAGAUCGAACUUCCCGUAGACCAGGUUGAUGUUAUCAUCAGCGAGUGGAUGGGUUACUGCCUCUUGUAUGAGGCCAUGCUUCCCAGUGUCCUUUUCGCCAGAGACCGCUAUUUGAAGCCCGACGGUCUUCUUGUUCCCAGCGUUUCGACCAUUUGGGUGGCUCCCGUCUCAGACCCAGAGUACGUCACGGAUUUUAUCACUUUCUGGGAUGACGUCUACGGCUUUGACAUGAAAUCGAUGAAGACCGGCAUCUACGACGAGGCGCGCAUCGAGGUCAUGCCUGAGAACUGCGUUUGCGGUUCAGCCUCCCAGAUCGCGUUCCAGGACUUGCACACUGUCAAGGCUGAGGAUCUCAAUUUCGAGGCCCCGUGGAACUCGACACUGUUCAAGGACGUUCCCUCGCUGGACGGCUUUUUGAUUUGGUUCGACAUCUUUUUUACUACCUCUCGGCAAAACACAAUUCCGGCGGAUCUGCAUGUCAAACCGGGCGAGAACAGUGUGACCAGGCCUGGGGAGGUGGCUUUCACCACCGGUCCCUUCGGCCCGGCUACUCACUGGAAGCAAGGCGUCUUGUUGAACAAGUCACUCGAAGAUCAUGUUGAAGUCAAGUCGGGAACCGAAGUGUCGGGCCGUAUUGUCUUCAAGGCGCCCGAGAACAACCCCCGCGCUCUGACCAUCAGCAACACAUGGACGACAGCUAGUCAAGAUGAGAGAGAGCAGAUGUGGAAGCUGCGAUGA
Molecule: messenger RNA, 1629 nt
Organism: Colletotrichum karsti
Lineage: Eukaryota; Fungi; Ascomycota; Sordariomycetes; Glomerellales; Glomerellaceae
Product: protein arginine methyltransferase
Exons: 4
Coding region: 1-1629 (542 amino acids)
Biological process (GO): peptidyl-arginine methylation
Cellular component (GO): nucleus
Molecular function (GO): protein-arginine N-methyltransferase activity
Source: RefSeq, a predicted model, not a curated record